GCCGGAGGAAGUAGUACCGGUACCCGCCCGCGCUCGCGCUCCAUAUAUUAGUUUGGCAGAACCCCACCUACUCUGCCACAUGCACCAGACUGCUCUAGAUUGAUCGCCUAAGUUCCUACCUUCAUCGAUAUUUGUACCUAUGUAUUUUAUAGAAAGCUUCCCUUCCUUUCAAUGUUAUUAGCACCAGCCUUAUGAUUUAUUGCUUUCCGCCUCCCAAGUAAACUAGCUUCGAAGGAUACCAGGCUGCUACUAAGGCCUACUGCCACAAUGAACAAGGACGGCUGCUACACGUACGUGCACAUGCAAAGUCCCCGCGACGCCGACAUGUUCGAGGACUUUUGCAAGGACAAGCUGCCCGACGACGAGAUAUACGUGCCGCCGCACCACCAGCCCAUCAACCCCGAGGACGAGGACGAUGUAGUGCCCGACCAACACGCCGCCUUUGGCAUACAGAAGGCUACCCAGCGUAGCAAAGAGCCUGCCUGGAAAGACCUGGGCCUGGCUGAGCUUAUGGGGAAAGGUCCCGUGUCGGGAAAGGCUGGAGGGGCCAAUAGAGGCGGCAGUGGAGUCUUUAAGAUGUAUAAAGGACUUCCACGAUGAAGCGAUGGGCACAUUUGCGGGAAGAUAUUUAUAACUUUGCAUUCAGUGGAUGGGCGGAAUGAAUGAUAGGCGCAUGGAAAUAUCUAUGGGCGGAAUAGGAGUUAACACGGCGAAUGGGUGUAGUGUCACUCUUUCUGGGUCACA
Annulohypoxylon maeteangense is the source of this 744-nucleotide messenger RNA. Its product is annotated as Apc13p-domain-containing protein. The record is from RefSeq and is a predicted model, not a curated record. Gene Ontology annotation, cellular component: anaphase-promoting complex. Gene Ontology annotation, biological process: positive regulation of mitotic metaphase/anaphase transition. Bases 268 to 600 code for a protein of 110 amino acids. Lineage: Eukaryota; Fungi; Ascomycota; Sordariomycetes; Xylariales; Hypoxylaceae. The transcript is spliced from 2 exons.